AUGAAGCCACCCGUGGUCCCUCCAGCAGCCUUCGGGUCAUUGCGGCAGCACCGAAGAGCCCUGGAUCGCGCCAGCGGCUGCAGCUUGCUGGGGCGGGGGGCUCGCAGGCCGGCGCUGGCGACGGGCUUCGCCCCGACCCUUGGCCCCGGGUCCUGCGCGGCGGGGGAGCCCCGCAGCCCCCAGCCCGCCAGGGGCGCCCUCCCCCGGCCCGCCCUCUCUAUGAGGUGCGGGGUGGAGAGCGGCCUUGACGAGGGCCAGGAGAGCUGCUCCCGGCUGGCCGUGCCGCCCUUCGCCAAGGAGCUGCACGUGGAGAUGGUCUGCUCGCCAACGUACAGCGCCGCGGGCCGCUACGACCGCAUCCUCUACAAGCACUUCGAAACGCCUCGGCUUGUCCAGGAGGGAGACAUCAUAUGUAUUCCAACAUAUGGAUGUGCUGAUUUUUUAGAAGAAAAUUCAGACAAAUUUCUUAGAUGGCCCGAGCUUUACUUCAAAGUGAGGAAGAUUUUAGGCAUGGUAGAAGGCGAGCAGUCUGAGGGUUACCUGGUGGACACCCAGAACACAUCUCUGUACCUGGUGGGAUCAACCAACAGUGCUGUCCCAUCUUCCCCAGCCUAUGGCAGCCAUGAGCUGUGGAGCAGUUUGUCUCCUGCUGGACUCUCUGAUGUUGUGAAGCAGCUCUGCAGUGCACUUCGGCCUCACCUGAACAGCUCGGGAACUGCGCUGAGCGGGGCAGGCAGCAUCCUCCUCUCGGGACCAAGCGGCAGCGGGAAGCUAACAGCUGUCAAAGUUGCGUGUAGCUGCCUUAACCUUCACCUCUUCAAGGUCGAUUGUGUUAGUUUGUGUGGUGACAGCAGUGGAGCCACGGAGGAGAAAGUGCAGGUGGCCUUCACUCGGGCCCAGCAGUAUCACCCGUGUGUGCUUCUGCUGAAGGACAUAGAGGUGCUUGGUAGAGACCGAGAUGGGCUGGGAGAGGACUCCAGGGUCAUUGCUACCCUGAGGCAGCUGCUCCUGGACACAGAUCCUGCAGUGAGCCGCCCCAUCUUGGUGAUUGGCACAACGUGCAAGCCCCGGGCUGUUCCCACAGACGUGCAGACUGCUUUCCUUCACGAGGUGAAAAUCGAAGCCCCUUCUGAAGAGCACAGGAGGUUGAUGCUGGGUGCGCUGACCGCCAGCCUUCCUCUGGGCAAGGAAGUGAGCCUCUCCAAGCUGGCCCGCAGGACCGCGGGGUUUGUGCUGGGAGACUUGUGUGCCUUGCUGUCCCACAGCAGCCGUGCUGCUUGUGCCCGCAUCCAAGCUCUGAGUUUUCCAGGUGGACUGAGCGAGGAAGUGGAGAGAGAUUUUUGCACUGCUGGCUUCCCUGUGCUGGAGGAGGAUUUCAGUGUAGCGCUGGACCAGCUACAUGAUGCCCAUUCGCAGGCAGCGGGAGCCCCAAAGGUAGGUUCCUGGAGCAGAGGUGAGGAUUUGAGUCUCUAGA
Messenger RNA from Tinamus guttatus (white-throated tinamou), 1474 nucleotides. NCBI's taxonomy places the organism in Eukaryota, Metazoa, Chordata, Aves, Tinamiformes, Tinamidae. The record is from RefSeq and is a predicted model, not a curated record.